GGUCAGGUACAGUCCUCCUGCAGAGCUUGCCGCCUCCAGAAAUUCACCCAAGGAACAAGAAAGGAGGAUGCUACUCUGAGAGCAUUGGAGAAAAAUUGCAGCAGCAGAGGUGACGCCGCCACUGGGCUGGAGAAAUGGUCGCAGGGCAACUCAGACCCAGUGUGUGUCGUCUGUGGAGAUCAUGUCAAACUCUCUCUGUCUACGACUGAUAAUAUCUACCGCUGUUCAUCUUGCCGCUUCUUCUACUACAACAGAAGCAGCAAAGGAAUAGAUCCAAGUCACCGGAAGUGUCUACAGCAAGGCGACUGUGAAAUACUGAGGAAUAAUGGAGAAUGGGUGACCAAGAGAUGCAUUCCAUGUCGUCUGAACAAGUGUAUAGAGUGGUUUGGAGGGAUAGGAAGGCGGAAAUCUGGAUUCAAAUCCCCGCAGCCUACCAGUGAACAUGUUCUGGAUGGUACUGGAGAAGAGAUGCCAAGCUUUGCCAGUCUGGCUGCUGAGGCUGUUGGUAAAGAAGGCCAAUCUAUACUAGGUGAAGGACAAUCGGUCAUCAGUCCCUCCAGAAGGCUGGAUUUCGGAGACACAGAAGCGGAGGUUGCUGAGCCAAUGGCAGAGUCAGCAGAUGGCACUGAGACAACUCCCCUGGUAAAAGGAGGCCCCAGGAUUAAGCAUGUGUGCAGAAAGGCAGCAGUGGCUCUGGGCACACCAGCGAAGUUCCCACUAACCCCUGAACUCCGUCUCAGUGCUCUUCCCAACCUGGAGAAGGCACAGAUACUGAAGGAUGAGGAGAAAGCCAGGGCAGGAGACAGCUCUGACUCUGAUCUUCCAAUGGACGAAAUCAUAUCCAGGUCAGAGGACAAGAAGCAUGAUGUUGUCCAUGUAAAGAAGACCACCCCUGUAAAGUCCUCCCCGCGAAAGAGUCCCCUGGAGAGACGGCAACCUGUGGUGAAAAUACCAGGCAGGCGCAUGAUGCGGUGUAAGAAAUGUCCUGGGUGUCUUACCAAAGAUUGCGGCGCAUGCGUGGCAUGCAGGGACAUGCCGAAGUUUGGAGGAAAGGGUCUAGGAAAGAAGGCUUGUGCCAAACGCAAAUGUGCCAAUCCUAUUUACCCUUAUCAACGCCCAAAAGAGAAGUCCCCUAAAAGAAGUGCAGCAGCAGCUUCCUCAACUGUGCGAAACGCAGGGCAUAACUCCGGCCAUAACUCAGACACAGACAGUGUCGUGUCGACUGGAAGCAAAGCUAGCAUUUCAGAACAACUGAUGGCCAGGUUUUCAGCCAAAGAGGUCUUGACCCCUCCAACUGAUGUGGCAGAGAGGAGGAAUAAGAAGGCAAUGGAUGGGAAGACUGGUGAUGUACCAGUUCCAGCAGUGUUACAGCAGAAGAGAACUGGCAGGAUGAUUGAUAAGACUCAGCGCGACCUUCUGUCUGCGAAGACCGCCAUUAUGCCGGCCCUUCCCACAGCCAGACAGAGGCAGUGGUCAAUAAGUGGGCAGAGCAAGCACAGAAUCAUGGCAGAUUUCAUUGAGAAUUAUGACAUAGAUAUUGCAUGGGAGCGAGGUCUGUCGCUAAUUGCAGCAACACCGUUUUGUGUGAGGCUCGUCUGCUUCCUCUGUGGCAGUGCUGGCCAGCAUGAUUUAAUUUACUGCAAUAUUUGCUGUGAGCCAUUCCAUCUAUUUUGUCUGGAGGAACAUGAGAAACCAAGCAAAGAUGAACAAGAAAACUGGUUAUGUAGACGAUGUCAGUUCUGCAAUGUGUGUGGUAGAAGGAACAAUCUUUUGCAAUGUGACAAGUGCAACAAUACCUAUCACCCCGAGUGUCUGGGUCCUAACUACCCCACCAAACCAUCUAGGAACAAAAAGAUAUGGGUAUGUACAAAGUGUGUGAAGUGUCGUAGUUGUGGGGCCACAUCGCCAGGAACAACAACAGGUGCUAUGUGGACGCACGACUUCCAGCUCUGCUACGAAUGUGGGAAGCUAAUGGACAAAGGUAAUUAUUGUCCUGUGUGUCACAAGUGUUACUCGGACGACGACUGGGAGUCCAAGAUGGUGCAGUGUUCAGGGUGUGAGGCCUGGGUCCAUGCUAAGUGCGAGAACAUGACAGAUGAGGUGUACCAGCUAGUCUCCUAUCUCCCUGAUGACGUGCCCUUCACGUGUCAGAUCUGCACCAAGAGCCGUCCAGCCCAGUGGGAGCAGGCGGUCAUGGCAGAGAGAAUGACCGGGUUCCAGAUGGUCAUUCAGGCCAUUACCCAGUCCAAGAGUGCCCAGCAUCUCAUGAAUUUUAAACAUAGUCUAGAAGAGAUGAGUUUAUCUGUAACAGCAGGUACCAGUGAAGAAUACAAAAAUAUUUUUGAAGAAGAACCAGUUGUUCUAGAACACACUACCAGAUUGGGGACCAAAUUUGGGUCGAAGAAAGGUGAAGGUCAUGAAGAAGAACAAAAAGGUGAAGGUAAGGAAGAAAAGAAGACGCCAAUCAUUCACAGUGAAGCACCAGACAAUACGCAAGCCCAGGACAUGUCUUGUGAUGAAGAAAUCAUUGUUUAUGAAGAUCAAAAGCAGAGGAGAGUGACAAGAUCUGGCGUCAAGGGCAGAAAAGCUGAUCAGGAAAGAGAUGUUGAUAUGGCAGCACCUGGUUGUCAUGACACAAAAUCAACAGACAAAUUUAUUGAUAAACAUGUUAGUCAUGUUGAUUUGGAACAUGAUGAACGAGGUGGUAUGGGUUCAGAUACUAAGGAUGAGGAACAUGAAAAGACAUCUGUUGGUCGUGUGACUAGAUCAGGGGUUAAAAUUGUGGCAGAGAAAAGGACAGCAGAGAAAGCUUUGCCAAAAUCUGACGAAAGGACAGGUAGAAGUGUUGUUCAAACAGGAGACAAAAAUGUUCAGAGCUCUGUGAAUCAAAGUGAUGAGGAUGUGGACAAGGCGUCCAACCAAGAAGAUUCUCUACAGGGGGUUGAUGGAGGUGAAAAUAAGAGAGACAAAUCACUACCAGUAGAGGACAGCAGUGUUCAGUUUUCUACCAAAGACAAUCUGGAAGAAGGACAACAUACUUCUUUCACAUCUAACUCAGGGAUGGAAGAUGCCAGUGAAGAUAGCAAGAUUUCAAGUCAAGGGAUUUCCUUUGAAAAUAAAAGUGAUGGUACCACAGCCAUGUCUAAAUUGGGUUCAGUUUCCACUGGUACAGAUGUGGAAAUGGUGGAGCAGACAACAGAAGCUGACAGCACAAUUAACCAAUCAGAAUUAAGUUCAGCACAUGAAUCUCAGGAUGAAAAAGAGGCCAGUUUUGGAUUAAAAGCUGAUGAAAGCACAAACUUGUUGGCACUUGUUCAGGCUUCAUCACCUAUAUAUAAAGGUGAGGAAAGCUCAGGCAUUAGUGACCCUAAGUCCCAUAGUUUAGAGAGUGACUCUUCCAGGAAUGAUAAAGGGGGUACUCAGACAAUCCCUAGCUCAGGCCAGAGAUUAUCUUUGACAGAUGUAACAUCUGAAAGCUGCACAAACAUUAACAAUGUUCAAAAAGCAACCAGUACAAGACAAACUAUCUCCACAUAUGAAGACCAGUUCAUCAGAUUUGCCCUGGGAAGUUCUGAAGGAUCAGCAUUAGCCAAACCAUUACCAGGUGGCAGCAGCAGUACAGGUAAAACAGACAACCAAGAGGAGCCGGGAUGGCAUGGCAUAUCACAGAAUCAAACUAAAACAUGUGAUGAAAGCAUGGACACGACAACAUCAUUACAGCAAAAAGAGGAUUACAUAAGUAUACAGACAAGGGACAAAGAGAUGAGUGUUGAUUCCCAAAACAAACAGACAGGAGACAAAACAAAGAGUAUUGUAUCACAUGGUGAAGUGGCGGGUGGUCAAGAGGAACAGCAAGAUGAAGACACCUGGCCAGAGGGCUGCCCACAAGACUUCCAUCAAAUUAAAACCAAACUGACUGAGAACCAAUACAAGACACUGGAGGAGUUCAGUGAUGACAUCAUCAGGAUAAUUCAGGCAGCCAUAAAGAAACAAGACCUGUUACCUGGCUAUGUGAGGAAAGCAAACAACACAGUUCGGUCCAUAUUUGUUAAGCAAAUGGAGAAAUGUUUUCCUUGGUUUAAUGUGAACAAGUCUAAUCUGUGGGAACACAGCAGCAAUCUGCCAGCAGGGAUGCUGCCAGACGCGGUCAUCCCCCCUACUGAUGACCACACCUACGCACAGUGGCUGGAGAGAGAGGAACACCCCAUAUCGCCCCAACCCUCUCCCUUCAAAAAGAUGCUCAGGUCACCCACAAAGACUGUAGUGCCCGUUGCCUCCUUGACAGAGAACACGGGUAACUUUGCCACCAUGAUAACAGAAGUUGACCAGCCACUGAAGGAGACCAGUGAAUUUUUUGGGGAGGACAACAGAAAAUGUUCCUUCUGUGGUCAGGUUGGAGAUGACACACCAAAUGAUGCAGGCAGACUCCUGUAUGCUGGCCAGGACGACUGGACGCAUGUCAACUGUGCCUUGUGGUCAGCUGAGGUGUUUGAGGAAGUGGACGGGUCACUCCAGAAUGUCCACUCAGCAAUGGCCAGGGGAAGGAUGCUGAAGUGUGAGAGGUGUAAGCAGAGUGGUGCCACUGUUGGGUGCUGUACCAGGGGCUGUCCAUCCAACUACCACUUCAUCUGUGCCAAACAGGCCAACUGCAUCUUCCAAGAGGACAAGAAAGUGUUCUGCUGGGAGCAUAGGUUUCAUUUGGAUGGAGAGGUUGUGAAAAAGGACAAGUUUGCAGUGCUGAGAAGAGCAUGUGUGGAUAUGGAGAGCAUACGCUGGACCAAGAAGAACUGGGUCAAUGGGUUACAACCGGAUGUUUUGAACAUUCUUGUUGGCUCUAUGACAGUUGAAAACCUUGGUAGAUUAUGUCCCAUAUCUGACCUUCAUGAUCUGUUGUUCCCUGUGGAAUUCUGCUGCACCAGAGUGUAUUGGAGCACCAGAGAUGCGCGACGCAGGUGUAUUUACACAUGCCGGAUUAUAGAGGUCCAACCUACGGAGGAUAAUGCCGCAGAUAUCAUCAUGCAAGAUAUGACCAUUGUCCAUGAUGAGACUCAUCCACAGUAUGACGCUAAAGCCAUGGAGUCAUUAAGUCAGUUGAGCACAUGCUCAAUGAAACCUGUUCAUGCUGAUGCACCAUCAGUUGUCAAAGAACAGCAGCCAAAGCCAUCAUUUGCCUCCGAUACUCAACAUUUGGAAGACAAAAGCAACGUGGAAAAGUCUGACAGGGAGCCUCGCGCCAAGAAGCUAAAACGAAGUGUCAGUUUGCCAGAGGGAGUCAUGGGUAGUCCUCAGUGGGGGAACAUUGCCAGUACUAGUCUUGGUCAAUCUUGGCCCAAGGCACAGAAACCAACCACAGUUGAUCUCUCUGUGCUGUCUCCCAAGACAUUAAAGUUAUUGAAUCUUGACCCUGGAAAGGCAGUUCCAGUUGUCGCUUCUCCUCAACUGGAGGAUCAUAAGCUGGCCAACCUGAGGAAGUUCACCAAACGCCUUAACGUUGCAGCCAAUAAAAACCUGAAAAGAAAUGAGAAGCUUUGGGAGAAGCAAAUUGCAUCAGGGGAGAGUGACACUGAUAUAUCAACUGAAACUCCUGGCUUGCCUGUUCGUGACUAUAGAAAGGUGGAUGACAAAGGUGUGGUUGAAAUGGAAAGAACUGAUGAAUCUGAUUUAGACCAUCAAUCAGACUUAAAACCUGUUGAGAAGACAGCAACAUCAAGCAAGGUCACACAGGAUAACAAUGUCAAAGAAUCACCUGUGGACACUUUAGAAGUUGAAUUGCAGAGAGCAAAUGACUCAGACAAUUCAGUCGAUAUAAUUAAUAGGUCUGAAGCUUCAGUUGAAGAUUUGUGUACAAAAGAAACGGAUGUGUCUCAAACAGAAUCUCUGCCACCCAAAAACUCGGCAGAAUGUGACGACCUGGUUCCCAUGGAAACGGACAUGGAUGAAGCUGUUCCACUCUCCAGUUUAGAAGAAGAAGACACCAUUGCUAUAGAAGUUGAAAGCAAUAGGGGUACCAUAAUCAUAUACCGUGAUGAAACUGAAGAACAGAACACUGAAAACAACAAGGAAGCUACUGUGAUUGUUCUUGAUGAAAAAGGAGAAGUGGUGGAAGUCACUAAGCAGUCAGUUAGUUUAGAUGAUGACCUGGAUGCAAACCAACAGACACUAGAAGAAUCCUCCAACAAAGAGGAGUCUUCAAAUGUCAAGGAUGCCCCACAAGUAAAUGCUGCUAUUUGUUCAGUAGAACAACACCAUAAUACUGACCUCUCUGCUACAGCUUGCUCAACUCAGAGUGAAAUCAAAGAUGGAUUAUUGGAUGAAACAGAAGUCCCCACAAAACAGGCAACUGAGACAAUUCAAGCUGAGGAUGGUAUUCAAGAGCAGCAGCUUUAUGGUAAUGAUGGACAGAAUGUAAGAGUGGCAGAAAAGGCAAAUGAUAGUUGUAGUCAGUUUCAGGUGGAAGAGAAAGCAAACAAUGAAACAGUUCUUACAGAAGAAAACAAAGAUCAAGAAAUCAGCAAUUCCUCUGAUUCAUGUUUAGUCACAGCUAGAAAUAAUAAAGAAAAGGAUUGUGAUGCUGAAGAUGAUGACAUCAUUUGUGAAAAAGUUGUCCCUCCUCCAACUGCUUGUUUUCCAGUAUCAGGAACAAACUUGCUACAAAGUGGUGUCCAGAUGGAGCCAUUUCAGCCACCUUUUACGACACAGUUGAUGGUUUCUAGAUCUUCACAGCCAGAGGUCAUACCACAGCCAAUUCCAUCACUUAAAUCCCCUGUCCCAGAUCAGUUUAGUAAUCAGCUUACCCACCAGUCUGAUGAAAAAUCAAUCAGAGAAUUACUGGUGCCAACAGUGGUGUCUGAGGCAAUGGAGCAGACUUCAGAAGAUGACUAUCUCAAGAGUUUUAAAAGUGCUGGAAAAUCUAAUAAGGCCCAGCAUGACAUCAAGCAAAAUAAGACCAAGAGUUCUGUACCCAAAAGUCCCUCUGGAAGUAAGCCAUUUGAUAAACAACAGGCAAUUAGUCCUAGUAGAGGGGGAGCAGCAAGGAAAAACAGCUUUUCUCAAAGUUUUGAUUGUCCAUACUCUUCUUCUUCCAGUAGCUCCCUCUCCAGGCAAGAUAGUGGAGAGUCAGUGCGGGAGAUAUUGCGUAACAGUAUUAUUGGAAGACAAAAUUCCCAGCCAAACUCACCAGCACGCUCUGAUUCUUCUCUUAAAGCAUCGCCAAAGUCCUCACCAUUGGGGGCCAAAGCAAGUCGUGAAAACGAUCCCAAGCAGAUGAAUGCCAAAAAGAAAAUCAGUCUAGACCAAAGAAAAUCACCAGUGACCAGUUGUCCAGGCAGUGCCAGUGAAAUGCUGUCAACCAUUGCUGCCUUACACCAUUCAACCAGUGUGAUGACCCAGGCACACACAGCACCCUUGGAACAAACUCAAAGCUUAAUGAAUCAGCCACCUGCUUCUAUGGUCCAGCACAUUCCAGUGAAUUCUGUCCACACACCACUUGAUGUAAUGCAGUCUCAGAUGCCUUUAAUGCAGACAGCUAUGCCUGUUGUAAGGCAGCCCCCAUUACCUGUUCUCCAGCCAUCCCCACUGCCUUUAAUACAGCAGCCACGUGCGUCAGCCCAUAUGGGUCUACCUCAAGCACCCGUCACUGGCUCUAUAGGUCUGCCUUCACUGACCCCACCGGGUCUUCUCCCCAUGCCAGUUCUGAUGCCAGCAAUGCCAUGCCCAGUCAUGGUUCCACCUGCAGGUGCUUUCCCAGCCAUGCCAAAUGCCUUACCUCCACCUGUGGUCACUGGCAUUCUGGCUCCCAUUGUGAGAGGUGCCCAGACUGGUAGUACCACUGCUGGAGGAAACAUGCCCCCUGUGGUAGAUUUGACAGAAGACAUGGAGCCUGCACAGCAGGAGUCAACUUGUGAUCAAAGACCAAUAGUAACACUUCCUGAGCAAGGUGCCUCGUUGUCCAGUGGAAAUCAGAAUUUAAACAGAAAUGAUGAAAAAAUGGAUGAUGAACCAGCAAUUUAUUCUUCUCAACCUACAAUGAGCAGAGAGAAUAGUAAAGCAAAGGCAGCCCCUGCUGAAUCUGCGGAUAGCGUGAUAGAAGAGGUGACAUCAGUCAUGGCCGAGUUGCUUGAUAAAGUAGUAGCUACAGUAGACAGAUGUAUACCCUUUGAGCCUUAUCAGCAGAGACACAGCGACACAUCUAAAAGCACUCCCAUCAUUGAUAAUAGUACAGCAUGUAACCCUCAACUUGGUACGCCUGAGUCAGUAUCCCAGAAAGAUGAAUAUACACACACUGACGUGAGCAUUAAAGGACAAGACUUUUUAAGAGAAGAAAAAAUCAAAAAGAGCAUUUCAGAUAAUUCAAACAAAAUACCUAUUAUUAACAAAGGGGUACUUAUUGGAUACAAAGUACCAUUAAAGAGCAUGCACACAAAGGUCCCUUCUGAAGCUGAAAGGAAGCUGAAGGAAGCUGAAAUAAUUACUCAAGCAAAAGAUGGAUAUUCAAGUGAAGAUCAGCACACAGAUGGUCAAGUCCUGAGCGAUGACUCUCUAGGCAGUCCCAGAAGUCCUCUUAGUCCCAGCAGCGGGAGAAGAAGCAAGAAGGGUCAAAAUUUGGUCGGAUUGAAGUCUUAUCCACUUAGAAGGACUGCUGGCAGAUUGGCAGAACAUGCCAUGUCUAGGGACAAAUUGGCAAAGAUAUGUCGUGAAAGUGAACAAAAGAAAUUAGAUGAGAAGAAAGCACUUCUUGAUGAGAGUGCCAAGGGUAAAUUUUCAUCCGAAGAGACCUUAGCACUCAUUCAUUCUGACAAAAAUAAAGAUGGGCUAUUCAGUGGCUAUGAAAAAACGGCACAAUCUGGAGAUGAUGAUACUCUUGGCAAGGACAGUAAUGAUACAUAUCCACAAGCAAAAGUCAUUUUGGAGAAACUGAACAAAUCCCAUGUGCGGAGACUAUCCCAGGAAGGAAUCGAAUUUAAUGAAGAAUUACCUCUUCAUGAUAAAAUAGCUCUUCAGAUAAAGCUAAAAAGUUUGGAGCACAUUGAAGAAGAUGGAGGUCCCUACCGCUGCUCCAAUUGCAAAAGAAUGUACAGAACUAAGGAAAGCUUUGGACGUCAUGAAAAGGAUUGUACGGAUGUAGUCAGUUCUAGCACUGAUGAGAGUGACAAUGAUGAUGUUGAUAUGCCUGAUCAUAUUAAAGUUUCUUCAGUUGAAGCAUUGCCAGUUUCUUCAGUUGAAGCAUUAGUGAAAAAGCGUGGACGAGGACGUCCAAGAAAAGCACAUGUUGAGGAGAAGAUUCAGGUAGACCCCUCUGAAUUGCAUAAUGAAAAAGAUGAUGAUGAUGAUGAACACGAAGAAGUCAAGAAAUUACAUAGGAGGCCAGGUAGGCCAAGGAAAUCUAUGCCACUGGACUUGAAUACAAACAAAGAUGAAGAAGAUAAAGAAGAGCAGUCCACAGAGGAAACACCAAAAAGACGUGGAAGACCUCCCAAACUAAAGCAAAUCACAGAAAUUGCUUCCAAAUCAACUCUGUCACAACUACCUGUCCCACUUACUCAAAAAGUAUUGAACAACCCUCCCAAGAAGAAAAGAGGAAGGCCACGAAUUAAACCUCUACCAGAAAAGACAAGAGAGGAUUCUUAUUCUGAAAGCAGUGAUGAAGGUUUAUCUGAGGUUUGUGGAUCUGAUGAUGGGCAAGGGAGGAUGCUUCGCAGAAGGAGAAGAAGCCUGAAUCUUGAGCAUGACAACACACCCAGCAUGGAAGAAAACAAAGAUUUAGAUCAUAAAGUAGCAGGCAGUCCAGAGUCUGAAAAGAAGACUUCUGACUCUCAAGAAGGUAAUCCAGUUAAGAAAAGAGGAAGACCAAGAAAGUAUCCUUUACUGGAUUCUUUGUCAGAUGAUGAAAAUGAAUCUGCUCGAGAAAAUGUACACAAAACACCACAAAUUUUAGAAGCUGACCAACCUUCAGAUGGGUCUCUGCAACAGAGUGUGAAGAGAGGCCGAGGUCGACCAAGAAAAUACCUUGAGCAAGAUAUAUUAGCAAAAGAAGGUGAUGAUGAAUCUGAUCUAGUUUCAGAGAGCACAUCACUUUCACAGAGAAAGAAGGAUGUAUCACCUUCAAAAAGAGCUGUUGGGCGGCCAAGGAAGUAUCCUUUGCAAGAGAGAAUUCAUGCUUUUAAGAGUGACGGGUCUGAUGGCAGUGAGGCUGAUUGCAGCUCUCAACAAAUAAGGAAAAACUUGAAAGAUCUAGGCAGUAAGGACCAGAACAGUGAAAUUGAUUUUGGUGAGGAUGAUUCUGGGUCACCCACAAGGAGAAGCAAGGGCAGAGCAUGCAAGUUUUCAUAUGGCAGCAUGGGGAAGUACACCAAAGCCAAAGAGCAAACCAAAGAAAGGAAACCAAAAGGACUAGAUGUGUCACUUUCCAAACAAAAUCCAGAUGAUGUAAAAACUGUAGGCUCAAAAUACCCACUCCGUAGAGCAAGGGAAAACUCCAUAAAAAUGGUUCCAAAUCAGAAGGUGAUGAAAGCGGUUAAACAUUUGAAUGAUGCACUUAGUGGUGAUGAAAGUGAUAAUGACAUGGCAUCCAUUGAGAUUGAUAGCGACUCUGGUCAAGAUUCGGAUGGGUCAAUUCAAUUAAAAUUCAAUCCAAAAAGAUUAACAAGGACUUAUGAAGGAAAGGGUUCUAAGAGAAUUGAGAGUUUUGGGGAAAUUUCAGCACAAAGGCAUACUGAGGAUACGGACACAAGUUUUGGAGAUGACAAUACUGAAAGAGGCAGUCUGACUGUAGAGAAGGGGAUGAAGGAGGAAGAAUGGCUCUCGGUCAUAAAUUCUUCCAAAGAAAUCUCCAAAAUUAAGGUGCCACAACAGCAGAGUGAUCUUCAAGAGACUACAGCUGAAGAUGUCUCAGUUUCUCUCUCUCAACCAAAAAACAAGGACAGUGCUUUGACUUUGAGAGGUUUUGAAAAAGAUGUACCUUUCAAAAAUCCAAAUUCUAACCAAGGAAAAAAGGUGGAAACAAAGAAGAGGUCCCAUUCCAGUAGUGAUGACAUUGAGAUGAAGCGAGGCGAGUCUAGUUCAGAGAGUGAUGUACCUCUAGAGUCGGAAUCGAUUAUUGCCUCAAAUAUUCAAACAUCUACCGUCUCUGCAGUGAACACUUUAGCAUCAGACAUACAAUGCAGUAUUGGUGGGGUAGCUUCUAACCCUGUUUCUACUUCAAUUACAACAGCCAAUACAUUGAUGAAGACAUCAGGAGGGACACAACAGCUAACUUAUGCUGCAGAUAUCUCAACAGUUGAGGAUGGAAGUGAUGUCCAGAAAUCUACCCAUAGCUCUCCAGAGAAAGACAAUGAUCCAAAAGCGCUUGCUUUAUUUGAUCCAGAAUUUGGGACUCUUAAGGACAGUGCUUCUCCUGAUGCUGAAAUUCUGAGGGAACCAGCCAUGAGACCAAGAGUGGAGAAACAAUCUGAGCAUGAAUUAAAGCAAGAUGCCCCAAAGUCAAAGCAGCCAACAGGCGAAUUGAAACAAAUUAAAUCUAAUGAGUUUGUCUUUCAGCUUAUUCCUCCCAGCAAACUUGGUUCUGGAGACUCUGCCCCUCUGUUGAAGCUAAUUAAAAAUCCCAUACCUCAAGCUAUCCCUAGAAAAGAGAAGCAAAUGCCACAAAAACAGAACAACCCAGGGACCCAUAAAAUUCAGAACAUAUCAUCUGGGAACUCCCAGAGCCUAACAGGCAAACAAGGUCCUCAUAUUAAAGUUAUUCAGGGUUCUCAUUUGUCAGGAGACAUCCCUAGAGUGCCCAACUCUUCGAUAAACAGCCAGUUACCAGCCUCGUUACAGAAUUUGGUGGCACAAGUCCAGCCUAAGCAAACUGCAGGAACACUCCCCAGUAACCAGUCCAGGUUGCAUUCCAGUCGGUCAAUUUCGAUGCAUCCACAAGCAAGGCCACCUGCUCCUAGUACCAUACAGACCCCAUCUGCCUCAUCGCAACUUAAAAUGCUAAUCAACAAAGCAUCCAAUUUUGCAUCCCCACAGAAUGAACUGCUCAUCACAAACUCUUUAGGAAAUACAAUGCUUGCUCAGAAGAGCAACCUGGAAACCCCAGUGCUCACUCAGGACAUGACAGACAUGAUGAAAAGUGGACAGCUCCAUUACGUUGGCUCUCUCUGUGUUGAAGGAGAAGGAGAUGCGACAGGUGCUUUGGAAGUAGCCCCAGGUAUUUUAAAGGGGGUCGUGAAUAAAACCCAGCGACCUAAGAUGAUUGUCAAGAGGGUCAUCAUGCCGUCUGGGAUGUCCACUUCCAGUGCUAUUUCGUCCAUCCCAAUGCAAACCAGUUCUAGUGUGUCGGCCAUUUCUUCUUUUUCCCAGGUUCCGGUUACUUCUAAUUCCAAUCCUUUGUUGUCCAUAUCCUCGGGAAUGAUUACACCAACUGUUCAGAGUGUUUCCGAAGGAUUGUUGUCUGGAAGGAAGAAUACCCACACAAUUCCUAUGCAUGCAGGGGAGAUAAGGAGGAGAAUCAUCAAGAUGAAGUCUCCACAGGACAAGUCGGUGUCUGUGGUUUACCGGAAUCAACUGGCGCCCCCUUCACAAGUUAUAUUGCCACACCAGUCAGGGCUUAUGUCUCAAAUAGAUUCGCAGAUGGUGAAGUCCUUGCCUAGCACGGAUCUUUCACAGCAGCCUGCAUUUAAUGCUCAAGGUCAAGGCCUAGGUCAUGGUUUAGGUCAAGGUCAAAGUUUAGGUCAUCAGGUUCAAGGGGUCAGCAGCAUACAAGUGAACCAACCGUUUUCUUCAGGUUCCCAAGUAUUUUCAGUAGGACAAUACAGUUUGUUAUCAACACCAGCAGGGUAUACUUUGUCAUCUACCCCAAGCCCUUCCCAACAUGCAACCACUUACCACCAAGGCAUUCAGACAUUUGGCAGUUUGCCCCUGCCUACAAGACCAGUGCCUAGUGUAGGGACCACACAUGCUGGAUCACAACUGCACACUACUGAACAUGGCUAUGGUCGUCGUACUCCUAGCAUCUUGUCUAGGAAAAGACCGUCUAAUAUGCCUAUUGCAGGCCAGCAAGAUCCCAUAAAAAAACGGAUGAUUGUUGUAAAUGAUGGUGCCAGCAACAGUGUGUUGUCCACCAAAGGUCAAGGUCAGAUUCCAAAAUCUUUAGCUGAUUAUGUCGGAGAGACGGUUAGAAUUCAGACACCUAUGGGGAUUCAGGAAAUCUAUGUCAAAAAUGUACAACCAAAGAAAAUCUCAGCAUCUGACAGCCCUUCUGCUAAAUCGCCCAUAUUAGCCCAGUUGGUGAACCAAACAGAAAAAAGUAUAGGGAUAAGCAUGACUUAUUUCAACAAGCCAAAAUCUGUGACAAAGCCUACCGAAGGAGAAUCUGCUCUACCUAAACCACAGAAGCUCAGCAAGCCUUCCAGUCCUAAGACCAACAGGUUAGCAGGUCAGCCAAGGUCACCUCGUAAGGGAACCAAAAAGAGGCCAAGGAAGGAAAACUUAAAGAAGUCAUUGCUUCAAGAUGGUGGUGCCAUUUCAGGCCAUCCUAUCCUUCACCCUCAUCACCAACCAAUAACAGUCCCCGCGCCAGAAAAUGAGGAAGAGGUCUCGGACUCUCCAAUCCUCACUCUUCUAGAACACGAGGAGAAGAUGAGACGGGAAGCCCUGCAGGCGAAAAGGAACUCCCCGUACUUCAUGUUUGAAAUCACCAGUGAUGAUGGAUUUAAGGUGCAGGCACCUACAUGGGAAGAGGCAUGGAAAGCUGUAGUUGAUAAGGUACAGGAUGCCAGAACACAAGCCAGGAUGAAGCAGCUGUCUUAUGCAGGCAUUGAUGGUCUGAGCAUGUUUGGACUGAAUCAUGACGCCAUAGUGUACCUGAUAGAGCAGCUGUAUGGAGCCCAGUACUGCAGAAACUAUAGGUUCAAAUACCAUGAAUAUGACACGAGUCAAAUUGAAGAGGAACCUCCUCUUAAUCCCUCUGGUAGUGCGAGAUCAGAGCCUUACAGUGGGGAACGUAAGCCCUAUGACAUGUUCAGUUUCCUGAUGUCCAAGCACAAAAAAUUACCAGAUUUCAAAGAGAACGCAAAGGACAUGGAUUUGACACAUAAAUCUUCAAGAAGAGCUACCAGUCUCUCCAUCCCAAUGGCAAUGAGAUUCAGACACCUGAGGGAGCAUGCUAAUGAAGCUGUGGGAGCAUACAGAUCUCAGAUCCAUGGGCGUGGUUUGUUCUGCAAGCGUGACAUAGACGAUGGUGAGAUGGUGGUAGAGUACGCUGGCGAGGUCAUCCGGUCAGUUCUGACUGACCAGAGGGAGAGAUAUUAUGAGAGCAAGGGCAUAGGCUGCUACAUGUUCCGUAUUGAUGACUUUGAUGUGGUAGAUGCCACUGUGCAUGGCAAUGCUGCCAGGUUCAUCAACCAUUCCUGUGAUCCAAAUUGUUAUUCCAAAGUAAUCAAUGUGGAUGGAAAGAAACAUAUUGUCAUCUUUGCACUCCGACCAAUCAAGGCUGGGGAAGAGCUUACCUACGACUACAAGUUCCCUUAUGAAGAGGUGAAAAUCCCCUGCACCUGUGCCUCAAAGAAAUGCAGGAAAUAUUUGAACUAGAUUUGAUAUGGCAUUUCUCUCAUCAUUGUCAUAUAUGACCCAGAUCAAGCUCUUAAGUGGGUCACAAGAACCAGACUUGAGAAUUAAGAAACAUGAAAUCAGACUUGUCUGGAGAUCUCCAGAAUGAUAUGGGCCAAAUUCACUUCUGUGGGUGAUGAAUUAUCUGUGGUUACAGAGGUGAAACGGGAUGUAAUAGAGGAGGGUGUGAAAUCCCCGCUGUCAUUGUAGUUACAUGGUCUCUGGACCCUGAAGCAUCGCAUAAUGUCUUAUAAUAUUAUCUGACUUUUAUGAAAGGGGGGUUUCUUUUACCUACAAAAAAUUUGAGAACUUAAGGGGAUGUGACAGAACCUUCUAACUCCAUCUGACUCUCCCUUAAGCCUUUUAAACCAAUGCAUGGUGGCCUGAGCCAUGAAGACAAUGUGGUAUACAAAAGGCACCUUUGUGCUUAACUUGCCAGAAAGAUGAAAUGUAUGUGAUUGAGGAAACAUUAUUGUAAACAGAAAAGCUGAAGGUACAUUUGAUGAUAAGGUCAAUUUUCUUGGUGAUUUGCAGACUAGAUUCUGAUGAGUAGAAACUGUUAUAUCUCAGUGGAAGCACAAAAGAAUUUGAAAAGUAGAAAUUGUUAUUUCUCCAAAGCAUAAGACUAGAGAGAAAGGGAAAAACCCUGAUGGACUGACUGAAUCUGUCGAUAUUUGUCAAAACUUACAUGA
Lingula anatina is the source of this 15284-nucleotide messenger RNA. RefSeq lists its product as uncharacterized. Gene Ontology annotation, biological process: positive regulation of DNA-templated transcription. The record is from RefSeq and is a predicted model, not a curated record. Lineage: Eukaryota; Metazoa; Brachiopoda; Lingulata; Lingulida; Lingulidae. Gene Ontology annotation, cellular component: histone methyltransferase complex; nucleus. Gene Ontology annotation, molecular function: zinc ion binding; histone H3K4 methyltransferase activity; sequence-specific DNA binding.